AUGGGUGAGCGCGGUGUUUCCGUGGCCGAGGAGCAGAGGCCGGCGGCCGAGAGCCUAAAAAACGACGCCGUUUACAGCUCCAGCGACGCUCCUUCGCCAUCUGAUCGUCCUGUUCGUGUAUACGCCGAUGGGAUCUACGAUCUCUUCCAUUUCGGCCACGCUCGUUCCCUCGAACAGGCCAAGAAGCUGGUCCCGAAUACAUACCUGCUAGUCGGAUGCUGCAGUGAUGAGGUCACACACAAGUACAAAGGCAAGACCGUUAUGACUGAAUCCGAGCGCUACGAAUCCCUUCGUCAUUGCAAGUGGGUUGACGAGGUUAUUCCUGAUGCUCCGUGGGUGAUUAAUCAAGAGUUCCUCGACAAGCACAACAUAGAUUAUGUGGCUCACGACUCUCUUCCUUAUGCUGAUACAAGUGGUGCUGGAAAGGAUGUCUAUGAAUUUGUUAAAGCCGUGGGAAGAUUCAAAGAGACUAAAAGGACUGAUGGAAUUUCCACCUCCGACAUCAUUAUGAGGAUAGUCAAAGACUAUAACCAGUAUGUUAUGCGCAAUUUGGAUCGUGGAUAUUCAAGAAAGGAGCUUAAUCUUAGUUAUGUUAAGGAAAAGCGUUUGAGGGUGAGUAUGAGACUGAAGAAGCUGCAGGAAAAAGUUAAGGAGCAGCAAGAAAAGGUGGGGGAGAAGAUACAAACCGUUGCAAAAACGGCUACCAUGAAUCGUAACAUGUGGGUCGAAAAUGCCGACCGGUGGGUUGCUGGAUUCCUUGAGAUGUUUGAGGAAGGCUGUCAUAAAAUGGGGACAGCCAUUAGAGACCGAAUACAAGAGCGACUCAAGGGGCAAAGGGCUUUGAUGAAUGGUGAUGAUGAUGAUGAGUAUUAUUAUGAUACAGACGAAGAAGAAGAAUACUAUUACGAUGAUGAAGAAUAUUACGACAGUGAUGAGAAAUGA
This is a messenger RNA of Striga hermonthica, 942 nucleotides long. The record is from the annotation of a GenBank genome assembly. NCBI's taxonomy places the organism in Eukaryota, Viridiplantae, Streptophyta, Magnoliopsida, Lamiales, Orobanchaceae.